UCUUCUCCUCCCGGUCUCUUCCUCUCUCUCUUCUGUUUCUGUAGAAAUUCUUGUUCUCUGAAAAUCAGAAAUGGCAAAUUUGUCACAGAGCGAUGCUAAUCGAAUGGCUGGAAAUCAAGUGAAGGCGAAAAAUUCUGAUGGUGGGGUUUGUUUGAUGAGCAACGUAUGGAGAGAUGAGCAACAUCCAUCUUUCAUCAAUUUUAUGUCAAAUUUCCUAAGCACAAACUCAUUUCGCCUCAACUUUGUUCCAAUUGCCCCAGACUUGAUAUUCAAUUGUGGGGGUCUAUCAGUGGCUUUUGCUUUCGUGACAAGUUGGGACUGCAGCAAUACAUCAUCGAUCUUCAGCAGAGUGCAAAAGUUGAAGAAGCAGUUUGCAAAUUUCUAUGCUGUUGUUGCCCUUCCAACCAAGGAGCAGAAUGAUUCAUUUGUUAAAUCUUACUUCAGAAAUGGCAUGGAGAUUGGUAAGCCACCAUUUUUACCAGUUCAGGAUAUUGAGAUGGGCUUUGAGAAGAUUGUAAAAAUAGCACACUCUCGUGGAGCAUGCAAGCAACAAGAUGUCAUGUCAAAACUGAGGACUGAGAGGAAGAGAUCAGUGCAAGACAUGGAUGCUUUUCGUAGAGUCAUAACUUCUGUACCAGGCAUUGAUGAUCAUGAUGCAAAUUCACUAAAUCAAGCUAUUGGUUCAAUUGAGGCAAUCGCCAAAGCAUCCAAGGAGUACAUUUUGGAGAACACAGAUCUGUCAGCGGACAAGGCAGAGAGAAUUAGGGCCUUUUUCAGGGAUCCGAAGUUCUACCUCAGUCCCAAAAUAAAUUGACAUUGGAAAUCUCUCUUUGAUCUCGGACGAAAUCCGCGGAAGAGUUACGAGGUCAGUCAUACUUUAACAUUGCUUUUAUUACCUAUCCUGCAUUGGAAUUCAUAGUUUGGGUUUGAGAGAACCCUUAAACAGUGGAGCUUGAAAGGUUGCCAAUCUUUACGCACACGCACACCCAAAGAAAAAGCAAGGAAAAAUAGAAAAAUCAAAUAGAAGUGUUAAGUUGGUACCCACAUUCAACAUGGGAAAUGUCAAUCUCUGCAUUCCUGGUUGGCUGGUGGCUAUCAUUAGAAUGGCAUGUGAACUAAAAACUCUCUAUAAGCAAAUUAAAAUUGAACAGAUUAGCAGUUCCUAAGCGUAUUGCGUUUACACGAGCCUUUCUAGCAAGGUUUUAAACAUAGACGAGAGGAUAAGAACAGAGAGAGGGAGAGAGAAUCUCUGAGUUGCUGUUUGCUAAUAUAAUAUCCACUUUAGGAAUGUGUACUCAAGUUUGACUCAGUUUAAACUGUUGACCCAUUCAGAUUAGUUUCAUACAUAAUUUGACGUGGAAAUAUAAAUCCUAAUUUAUACCUGUGCCGGCUUGUCGUUUGUUUGGAUUGAGUCUCCUUCCAUUUGCCUAUGCCGAACCACAUAACAAAUAUCAUCCAAUUUUUGCCGUGGCAUAUUGGGUUUACCACGUAAACAUGGAUUUGGAUAGAGUCAAUCCAUGCAAUAAUUUGAGGUCUGGGUUGGGGUUCUGCUGCUACCAAUUAAUUAUAAC
Molecule: messenger RNA, 1571 nt
Organism: Momordica charantia (bitter melon)
Lineage: Eukaryota; Viridiplantae; Streptophyta; Magnoliopsida; Cucurbitales; Cucurbitaceae
Product: DNA ligase-like protein
Biological process (GO): resolution of meiotic recombination intermediates
Source: RefSeq, a predicted model, not a curated record